UCUUUCGAUCAUCCUUUGUUUUCACCAAAAUCAAAGCAGCAUUCUCUGUUUGUAUCAAUGGCAUUGUUGAGUUAUAGAAAAAAUGAUGACAUAGUUGAGAUUGACUAUGAAGAAUGCUCGGUUAAUCCCAAAACUCACAAACGACGAUGGAGAAUGGCCUUUGCAGCCAUUUAUUUCACCAGAGUUCUCAUUUCUCUAUCGAAAAAAGUCGGCGGCCGCAAGUUCUUGCGAUCGCUUUCCUAUGUUACUAUUGAUAUGCACCUGAAUAAUCAUCAUGAUGUUGAAAAUAUGGAUUCAGACGAACGGUUGUACGUUGAUCGAAAAGUUUUGAGUAUGAUGGUGAGGGAGAAGAAUUUCGAGUGUUUGGAUCGAUUUGGAGGUGUUGAUGGACUUGCUGAUCUUCUCGAAACGAACUCCGAGAAGGGAAUCGUUGCAACGGAAGAUGAUCUAAUUUAUAGAAAAGAUACUUUUGGAACAAAUACUUAUUUGAAGCUCCAUGGUAGAAGCUUCAUGAGUUUUGUGAUUGAAGCGCUUAACGAUACAACGAUGAUUAUUCUUUUGAUAUGUGCAGCACUUUCCUUAGGAUUUGGUAUCAAACAACACGGUUGGGACGAUGGAUGGUACGAUGGUGGCAGCAUUGUUGUUGCCAUAUUUCUUGUGGUUGGCGUUUCCACUAUUAGCAACUUCAAGCAGUCGAGGCAGUUCGAGAAGCUUUCAAAUGAGAGAGAGGACAUAAAAAUCGAGGUCACUAGAGCCGGUCGACGCAAACCAGUAUCGAUAUUUGACAUCGUCGUUGGCGACAUUGUGUAUUUGAAGAUUGGAGAUCAGAUUCCUGCCGAUGGAGUGUUCCUCGAAGGGCAUUCGCUGAAAGUCGACGAGUCUCACAUGACUGGAGAGAGUGAUCAAGUUGAAGUAAAUCAUGGAAGUAAUCCAUUUUUGCUAUCAGGAACCAAAGUGAGUGAUGGUUUUGGUGUGAUGAUGGUUACUUCAGUGGGAAUGAACACAACCUGGGGAGAGAUGAUGAGUUCAAUCAGGCAAGAAGUUAAUGAAAUCACUCCUUUGCAAGCUCGUUUAAACAAGAUGACCGCGGUGAUCGGAAAGCUCGGACUGACGGUUGCCCUGCUCGUACUCCUUGUUCUUCUUGUUCGCUAUUUCACCAGAAGCACCGGCGAGUUCAAUGGAAGCAAGACGAGGUUCAAUGAUAUCAUGAAUGCAAUUCUUGACAUGGUUACCGCCGCGGUUACAAUCCUCGUUGUAGCGAUACCGGAAGGUUUGCCUCUAGCUGUUACUUUAACUUUAGCUUACUCAAUGAAAAAGAUGAUGGCAGAUAAUGCAAUGGUUAGGAAACUCUCUGCUUGUGAGACAAUGGGAUCAGCAACAACAAUUUGUACAGAUAAAACUGGCACCCUUACUUUGAAUGAGAUGAAAGUUACUGAGUUUUGGAUUGGGGAAGAUGAAAUUAUGGACAAAGAUCUUUCCAAUUCAAGGAUUGUUGAAUUGUUGCACCAAGCAGUUGGCUUGAAUACAACUGGUAGUGUUCAAAGAUCUACUUCUUCAUUGCCUCUAGAAAUAUUCGGGAGUCCAACUGAGAAAGCGAUACUUUCAUGGGCCGUGUUCGACUUGGAUUUGAACCUAGAUGAACUGAAGAAGCAACAUGAAAUAAUCCAAGUGGAGACUUUCAGUUCAGAGAAAAAGAGAAGCGGGGUUUCGACAAGACGCUAUGGGGAGAAGUUUAUCCAUACACAUUGGAAGGGAGCAGCCGAGAUGAUAUUGACAAUGUGCUCAUAUUAUUAUAACAAACAGGGAACAGUUAGAGCCAUUGAUGACGAAUCAAGAAAACGAUUGAUUACGACAAUCACAACUAUGGCAGGAAAAAGUCUCCGAUGCAUAGCCUUCGCCCAGAAGCAAAACGAAGACAACGACAAUCCAGAAGUUCCUACUAAACUUGACGAAUCGGGAUUGACAUUACUCGGAAUAGUCGGUUUGAAGGAUCCUUGCAGGCCAGGAGUUAGAGAAGCUAUAGAAUCGUGUAAAGCGGCAGGAGUGAACAUCAAAAUGGUGACAGGUGAUAACUUACACACAGCAACAGCCAUAGCAAUUGAAUGUGGGAUACUAAAUCCCGACGACAAUACGAACAACAACGAAGUUGUAGUCGAGGGCAUAAGAUUUAGAAACUACACGCCUGAGGAGAGACUAGAAAAGAUUGACAACAUCAAAGUAAUGGCUAGAUCUUCUCCAUUUGACAAGCUUCUAAUGGUACAAUGCUUGAAGAAUUUAGGCCAUGUAGUGGCAGUUACAGGGGAUGGAACAAAUGAUGCCCCUGCUCUUCAUGAAGCAGACAUUGGUCUUUCAAUGGGAAUUCAAGGAACCGAAGUUGCAAAAGAGAGCUCGGACAUCGUCAUCUUAGACGACAACUUCACGUCGGUCGUCACGGUUUUGAAAUGGGGAAGAUGUGUUUACAACAACAUCCAAAAGUUCAUUCAAUUUCAACUCACAGUAAAUGUUGCAGCAUUAGUAGUGAACUUCAUUGCUGCUGUUUCAUCAGGUAAAGUUUCUUUAACAGCAGUUCAGCUAUUAUGGGUGAAUCUUAUAAUGGACACCAUGGGAGCUUUAGCCUUAGCCACUGAGCAACCCACGAACGACCUCAUGGCCAAAAAGCCAGUCGGACGAACCGAACCAUUGGUGACGAAAGUCAUGUGGAGGAAUCUCAUUGCACAGGCUGUGUAUCAAGUGACAGUUUUAUUGGUUUUGGAGUUUAAAGGAGGUGUCAUCUUUAAUGUGGAGGGAAAGGUUAAGGACACACUCAUUUUCAAUACUUUUGUGCUAUGCCAAAUCUUUAACGAGUUCAAUGCAAGGAAGAUGGAGAAGAAGAAUAUUUUUGAAGGGAUACAUAAAAGCAAGGUGUUUUUGGGAAUAAUUGUUAUAACUUUGGGUUUUCAAGUGGUAAUGGUGGAACUUUUGGGAAGGUUUGCAAAUACAAGAAGGUUGAAUUUGGGGCAAUGGGGAAUAUGUAUUGCCAUUGCAGCUUUGUCUUGGCCAAUUGGAUGGCUUUCUAAGUUAAUACCAGUUUCUGCCCUUCAUUUUCCAAGGAGAAAUUAGCAAUCUCUCUAGUUGAUGUAGUUUCUUUCUUUCUUUCUUUCUUUUUUUUUUUUUUUCUUUUUUAAGAUUUGUUUAGUAUUAUAGUAGCAAUGACAUUAAAUGAUUGUGAUAAUCUUAUUGAUUUUCUUCUUUCU
Molecule: messenger RNA, 3233 nt
Organism: Cucumis melo (muskmelon)
Lineage: Eukaryota; Viridiplantae; Streptophyta; Magnoliopsida; Cucurbitales; Cucurbitaceae
Product: putative calcium-transporting ATPase 13, plasma membrane-type
Exons: 1
Coding region: 58-3099 (1013 amino acids)
Biological process (GO): calcium ion transmembrane transport
Cellular component (GO): intracellular membrane-bounded organelle; membrane
Molecular function (GO): ATP binding; ATP hydrolysis activity; P-type calcium transporter activity
Source: RefSeq, a predicted model, not a curated record